Molecule: messenger RNA, 3869 nt
Organism: Anas platyrhynchos (mallard)
Lineage: Eukaryota; Metazoa; Chordata; Aves; Anseriformes; Anatidae
Gene: AQP8
Product: aquaporin 8
Biological process (GO): transmembrane transport; water transport
Cellular component (GO): plasma membrane
Molecular function (GO): water channel activity
Source: RefSeq, a predicted model, not a curated record
UCCAAUCCGUUUUUUAGAGCCUCCCAGCCGCUGCCUCCCCAUUCAGGGCAGGGGGAGCCUUCCAGCAGCUCGGACAGCGCGGUGCUCCCCCGGCACCCCACCAGGGCUGUGCUGGCGUCCGGCACUCCCAGCUUCGAGCUCUCGCAGGCUCCCCUCAUGGCCGCUGCCGAGAGCAGUUUCUCCUCCAUGAAGGAGGUGAUGGUGGACGUCGACAGCAAGCAGCAGCGUGCGAAGCCCCACUGGUACGAGCGCUACGUCCAGCCCUGCGUGGCCGAGCUGCUGGGCAGCGCGCUCUUCAUCUUCAUCGGCUGCCUCUCCGUGGUGGAGGAUGCCGGCGGCACGGGGCGGCUGCAGCCCGCCCUGGCCCACGGGCUGGCCCUGGGGCUCACCAUCGCCAUCCUGGGGAACAUCAGCGGAGGUCACUUCAACCCAGCCGUGUCCCUGGGCGUGUGGCUGGUCGGCGGGCUGAACAUCACGAUGCUCAUCCCCUACUGGAUCUCCCAGCUCUGCGGAGGGAUAAUAGGAGCCAGCCUGACAAAGGCCGUGACGACGGACGAGCACUACGCCAACGCCACCGGAGGAGCCUUCAGCGGCGUCGUGGCCGAUGAGCAGAUCCCCUCCGUCCUGGUGGGAGAGAUCGUCAUGACCACGUUCCUGGUGCUCGCGGUCUGCAUGGGAGCCAUCAACGAGGAAACCAAGACCCCUCUGGCACCCUUCUGCAUCGGCCUCACGGUCACGGUCGACAUCCUGGCGGGGGGUGCCAUAUCCGGAGCCUGCAUGAACCCUGCCAGAGCCUUCGGGCCGGCUCUGGUAGCAAACUACUGGGACUACCACUGGGUGUACUGGGUAGGGCCCAUGCUCGCUGGGCUCCUCGUCGGCGCGCUGGUGAGGCUCCUGAUCGGUGACCGGACGACCCGCCUGUUCCUGAAGUGAGGCCAGACACAGGACUGUGCGUGCUGCCUGCUGGUGGGCCACGCUCAGCACGCCCAGCACGAGCCCCUCAGCCCCUCCGCCUCCCCCCGGGCUCCCCCACCAGCCUGCUGCAGGAAGGCUGCUCCCUCGAUGCUGCAGACACUAUGGAAAGUGACCCUGUUGGGAUGAGCGUGCAGCCGAGACAACCACGCUCCGAUUGGCACCAGGACCAUGGCACUGACUGAGCACCUUGUCCCUCCUGCCAGGGCUGCAUCUGGGCACCUGCAGCAGCUCCCAGCUCUGCCCACCUUUGCUGCUGCUGCUCCCAGGGCCCCCUCUGCUCCCCGGGGUGGGCUGGGGGAGCAGCGGGUGGCCAAGCAAGGAGCCUGCUGUAACACCAGUGCGGCAGCAAAAAGCUGAGUGAAGCAGCAGCGCGGCACGGCUCACCAGUGCUGGCACUAAGAGAGUUCUAAAUUCUUAAUGCCUAUUAUUUAAGAGGCCUGAUGCAGCUCCUGGCUGCGUGCCUUCACGUGCACCUGAUGGGAGCUGCCUGGCCCCAAAUGUGGAGAGGUCACCAUAAAGCUCUCCUGCUCCUUCAGCACGUCUGCAGCUCCUGUUGCAGCACCCCUGCUGUCCCCUGCAGUGUCCCCUCCCUGUCCAGCCCAUGGGAGCCCCCUCCCCAGUCUGUGCCGCGGUCAGCUUCCCUCCCUCGCACACAUCCUGGGCUUCUUGCUGCAGAGAGCACCACGGGGAGCUGGUCCCUGCCCGUCCUGCUGCCAGCAGGGCUGCCUGAAGCCAGGCGCUGGUUGCAGGCUCUGCAGCGUUUGCAGUUAGCUCAUGGGCUGUGACAACAGAGCUGCUCCCCCCAGCUGCGUGCCAGGACACCAGCUUUAGUUUUUGGAGGUUUCUUGGCACGCUGAGCAAAACAGCAUAAAGGGAAAUGGGGAUGGGAGGAGGGCCCACACCGGCUGCAGGCCAGGAUUAUCGGGAGAAGUGAGGCUUGGUGACAGAGUCCAAUUUCUGAGAUAUGUCGGCAUCAGGAGGGCUGGGGGCAAAGCAUGAGCCCAAGGCACAGGUGGCUGUGCCCCUGGGGCUGGGGGCGAGGACAGGGGGCUGUGCCGGGAGGGGAGCCCUGCUGCCACGAGCUGGAGUCAGCAUGGGGAGCGUGAUGGAGCUGUGUGGGCACGGGGAGAGCAGCCAGCACAGCCAGCUCUACGUCAGGCUGGGAUCCGUCCCUGCAGCAGCUCUGCCCUGACUCAUCGUGCGACUGCAGCCUCCCAGGGGAUGGGGGUGUGGGCAGUGACCCUUCCCCGAAGGCUCGGCAGGCUGUGCUCGGUGAUAAAACAGCACGCAAGUGCUCCUGCAAAUACUCCCAGGGCACACCUAAAGGUACCUGGGUUUAGUCACUCCUCAUUUUGUAACUUUGAACAGGGUUAGAGGUUCCUCAGCAUGUCUCUAGAAGGCAGGGUGGUACUGGGAAGUUUUAGAAAAGUGACUGAGGGCACAGAGCUUAUUGCUUUUCCAGCCCUUACGAGUGUUGGUGUGAGGUGCCCCCCGUCUGGCCAGGGGAAAGGCGCUGUCCUGGGGCAGGUGUCCCCUGCCCACAGUGGGGCUCUGUGCGGUGCCAGUCCAGAAAUGAGCAUCUGUGGUCCUGGGGGCAAACCCCCCUGGGAUGGGGUGGGACACGGGCAACGGGGAGAGAAAAUUAACAGGAAAAUAACCCAAAGCAAGUGAGUGUGGGGAGGGAGAGGGGCAUGGCAGGGGCUGCCGGGUGACCCGAGGGCAGCCAGAAGGGCAAGAGUGGGACAGGGCCAGGAGGAAGCAGGCUGAACUGUGUCUCCGUGGUGCACUGAUGUGUGUCCUGCCCUGCCAGCAGCGGUGUGCAGGGCCCUGCCUGCUCGCCCUCCUCCACCACCCCCAGCUCCCCAGGAAAGCCCCAGGGUGAAGCCCGUCCUUCUCACCCUGCUGCUCCACAGGGAGGCAGAAAGCUGUCACAGCAGCUGGCACGGCAGGAAGGACAUCCCCAGCUUUCUGAUGGCCCCGUGGGGCUGGCAGAGUCCUGCACAAUGCCACCUCUCUGCUGUCAGCUCGCUCGCUUUAUUCCCAGCCCAGGAAAUGACCCACACAUGUGCACGCACAUGCACCAAGAUGUAUUUUUUCUAUUUUUAAAAAGGGCAAGGUUGUAGAGAGGCUGCGGCGAGGAAAUGCCAGAACGAAAGCAUCCUUGACUCAGCGCGUGCGUCUGCGUGCGGGGCUGGGCAGGGGGACGUGCACCCGGCGCGGGGCCGCGUGGGCCCAGGUGAGCCGGGGCGAAGGCAGCUGCCGGUUCAGGAAGGAAAAUGAUGCAACCCACAGGAGGAGACAAACAGCCUGAAGAUGUCACCGGGACGGUUGUCAUGGCAACGCUACAAAAAAUGCCAAACCAAACAAGGAGCAGAGCCGCUGCUUCCUCCCCAGCAGGACUCCCCAGGGGUGUGGGAGCUGAGGGGCAGUGGGGAGGCACCGCGGGGGUCCUGAGCGGUCCCAGCCCAUUUCUGGGGAGCAGAGCUCUGCCGGAGCGAGGCUGCAGGCCCCUGGGAGCGGCAGGGUGACCACCUUCCCCUUUCGAGAGGAAGCACGGCCCGCAGCACCCGCAGGAAGCGCAUUUAUAGCUACAGCUGCCUCUGCGCGGGAGCUGGGGCUGGCGCCACGCUCUACCUCGGCUUGGUGCUGCACCCCAAAUUGGUGCUGUGCCCCAAAUUGGUGCUGUGCCCCAGCUCGGUGCUGUGCCCCAGCUGGGGACCGCUGUCCCAUAGGGGCGGUGAUGCUGCCAGUCACAGUCCCCAAACUCAGACCAGGAGCAGGAGAUGGGGUGCCCCAUGCACAUCCGCGUGUCCUUCCCCAUUUUGCCGGUGAUGUGUUCAGCACAUUCAUUUUGAAUUUGUCAGGGUGACUUUUAAUAAAGCAUCUGUAAUACA